CACUUCCUAAAACCAAUGUAGACAAGGUUAUCUGUGACACAUUACAAAAUGUUACAAAUUUUUGCGAAGGAAUGUUGGAUAAGUGUAUGACACCUCCGGACAAAAAACAACUGUUCAAUGUUCAAUUGGAGAAUUUGAAUCAGUUCAUUCAGGAUCUGUUUAAUGUGACAAGUGGAUUAAGUGUAGCUACCUGUAAUAUAAGGAAGGGAGGGGUUACUCCUGGACCAUCAAUAGAUCAAACUAUUGAUACCGUAUCCGAGCAUCUACAGAACGUGAAAACAUCCACAAGGGAAAUAGUGAAAGCUUUGUCUGGUGUAUCCUCGGGACCUAAACAGAGGAAAAUACAAGUUCAUUCCGCAGGAUUUUCUCUGCAUUUACUUCCUGAAAACAGAUUUACCCUGUUCAUUAUCCUUCUUCUAGUUCUUAUAAGAUAAUUUUCUAAUCUAAAAUUGUUCAAUUAUUAUCGAACAAUUGUUAAACCUUUGUUUUGAUACACCGGGUCACCCACGACCCACAUGAGAUGUUAAAAACGAAGUUGGACCAAUUUCAUUUCGUCACAUUUCUCACAUUCUAUGUUAUUUACUUUGCCAAAUCUAAAAUUAUGCAAUAUGCAUCGAUGGUAAAAGUCCAAAAAGUCUAAUUUAAUUCUUUAAUUUGUUAUAUUGAAAGAGGUUCAGGUAUACAUUCAUUUAUUCCUCUUUAACUUUAUACUUCGUCAAGUUUUUUUUUUAAUUUGCCAGUAUUUUUAUUUGCAGUUUAAAAUUUUUUAAUUUUAUUUUUAAUCUUUGAUUUACGUCGUUGUACAGAUUAUUUUUUUUUACUAUAAAUAAUACAAUUUCUCUUCAAUGCAAUGGUUUAAGAAAACCCAUGUUUAAGAAAAAUUAAUUGAAAUUUAAAUUUCUAUAUCUUAAGUUUUAAAAAUGCUGCGCAAAUACAGUUGAAGGUUGGAAAUUUGAUACUUACUGCUGAUUGUAAUGAUACUGUUUCAAUUAUAAUUUUGCCAGAAUUUAACAGAUUUUAAAAAUAGACAAUUUUUAUGAUUAAAGGGAUUGUAAGCGUAAUUUCAAGUGCAAAGAUGACAAUUGCUGGUUAACAACGGUACAAUGGUGUAUUUUUCGACCUACGCAAAUCUGCUAUACUCCACUUC
Messenger RNA from Eurytemora carolleeae, 1147 nucleotides. RefSeq lists its product as uncharacterized. The record is from RefSeq and is a predicted model, not a curated record. The transcript has 6 exons. The coding region runs from base 72 to 434 and encodes 120 amino acids. NCBI's taxonomy places the organism in Eukaryota, Metazoa, Arthropoda, Copepoda, Calanoida, Temoridae.